CUGCUUUGUUUCCCUGCCUGCAUGGCUCUGUUUAGUGCGCACAUGUGACCUCAGAAGGCGCUUACUGGCAUUUAAACAUUAUCGACAGGGUGCUGAAGCUGACAACUCCCCAUACAGACAAACAACCCCUAAACACAAUGGCUUGGUUUGCUGCCCGUUAUGGACGCUUUGAAGCCUUUUUCUAUCUUUAACUCUCAGUGGAGAUCUCUAUUUCCCCCAGCCGCGCAUCAUCUUUGAAAAUUAAAGGACUUUAUUUUGAAGCAGCUGACGAGAACGGCGCCGUGUCCACUCUACAAACGGCAGUUUAAAGCGGAUGCUGUGACACCUGUAGCUGAAUCUGGAUCUCAAUAUCCUGAAACGAGAGGUUGGAUUGUUUCACAUCCGUUCUGCAUCCGCCCUGCAGGAGAGGUGCUCCGGCGCUGUCUGAUCUCGAGUGGGGAAGCCUAAAGCCAUUUACAGACGCAUUAAUAUCUAAGCCGCUCUCUGUGCCUGCUUAGACAGGAAGGAGCAUGGAUAGAGAGGAAUUUGCUCUGACUAGUGCGUUGAAGGGAUUUGCAGAGCUGGGGGUGUGCUCCUGUUCAAACUAAGCUAAGGACAGUGGAUAAAGCACGGUCACUAACAGCUCGCCAUUUCUCUUCGAGCCUUCUUGGGGUCGGUUUUUUUCAGAUUUUUGGGCAAUAAAAUAUAUAUUUUUUUAAUCAGCCAUGGGGAAAGAUGAGUGCAAAACAAUGCUGGAUGCUUUGAACAAAGUGACCGCUUGCUACAGGCAUUUGGUCAUCGCCCUGGGAAGCACCUCGGACUCGCAGAACCUGCGGGAGGAGCUGAAGAGGACCCGCAAAAAGGCCCAGGAGCUGGCCGUGGCCAACAGGACUAAACUGACCUCUCUGCUAAAAGACAAGAGCAUCAGCAAAGAGGACCGGGCCGAGUACGAGCGCCUAUGGGUGCUGUUCUCGAGCAGCAUGGAGCUCUUGGAGGUGGACAUGAAAAGGUCCCUGGAGAUAGGGCAGGAUUUCCCCCUCAAGGUGCCGACGAGACACCUGAUCCAGACGGGGAUGACCGGCAGCACCACCGCGGUGGCGGCCCGGGCCAUGAGCGUGCAGAACAUGAAGUACGAGGCGGACAGCAACAUCGACACGGCGGACCUCCGGGACCUGCAGGCCGAGAUCUCCCAGGUGACCCAGAUGAUGGAGGAGAUGGAGAUGAAGGUGCAGGUGGCGCCUUGGGCCGUCGAGGCGAAGCAGGAAGCAGGCGCGGAGCUCAAGUCCAACAUGAGUGUGGGGAAUUCCUCCGUGGGUGUGAUCUCCAUCUGCGAAGAGGAGCCCAAAGAAGAGGAAGGAGGCGGCAGCAGGGAUACUGGCUUCGCGUCGACCUGCGCUGUGGUUAUAUUCUUAGUCAUCGUUACGGUGGCUGUGGUUUUAGGAUAUUUGGUGAUCAACAUGUCCUGAACUGUCUAUUACCAAAAGCCCACCCUGAUGGACACCCCGCGCGGCUGCCCAGGGGCGUGUCACUGUGGUUACAAGAGCCAGCAGCUCCACAACAGAGAGAAAUAUUUUUAUUUUUUUUGAGGAGCUGAAAACAUUGGGGACAUGUGAAGUUAUUCAUCUUUCUCGGAUUUGUGAAUGUAGCCCAUUCGGUGGAGUUAAAGAGUUGCUCUAGAUAGCCUACAAUGUAGAACAAUAUAAUGAACGUCGAGCACUAUUUGAGGUGAAUUAAACUAUAUCUUUAAAGGGGUCAAGGGGUCGUAUAGCCUAUUUUUGGGAAGAGGGAAAAAAAAUCAGGAAAUUACGUGACAGUGUCUGGCCAUCAGGAUGAUAGGCCAACCAACAACACAUAAUCCAAGUGGAUUAGUGGAAAAGCUCAUGCGUAAACGUAGCCUACUGUUAAGUAUUCCCCUUGAUGUUCUGCUGAUUGAUGCUUUAAAUUUAUGAAUUCAAUCCAGCAACGUCUGACGUGUUCAAACGUGCAUGGUGGUAUCAGAGGAGUGGGGUCAAGUUUAUGGGAACUAAUAGAGCCAUUGUUCCAGUUGGAUGUGAUCAAAAACGCACAGUUCCACGCGCACAGUUUUAGCACACCAUACGAUCUGUAGUAGGCUUCCAUCGUACAGAUAGUAAUUGCAUCAAAUCACAACGUUCUCCAUGAGAGCCUUGGGGACCUGAGAAACAUCCACAGUCAUUUAAUAAUGCACCCAUUCACUGUACGCCUGUUUACGUUCCCUUUCAGGGUUCUCUUGCAGUGUUGAAUGUAUACAUUGCAACAUGUGAAUAGAGGGUUUGUACAUACAGACUGCUGUGUCAGAUGAUGUACAUACAUAAGUAUAUAUAUUUAUUAUAAUAAAAUUUUUAAACACA
This is a messenger RNA of Etheostoma cragini (Arkansas darter), 2348 nucleotides long. Its product is annotated as regulator of G-protein signaling 9-binding protein. Bases 705 to 1445 code for a protein of 246 amino acids. NCBI's taxonomy places the organism in Eukaryota, Metazoa, Chordata, Actinopteri, Perciformes, Percidae. Gene Ontology annotation, biological process: detection of light stimulus involved in visual perception; G protein-coupled receptor signaling pathway. The transcript has a single exon. Gene Ontology annotation, cellular component: photoreceptor outer segment; neuron projection. The record is from RefSeq and is a predicted model, not a curated record.